AUGGGGGAGUCCCCUCGUCCCAGCAAAAAUCUCCAGCUGUACCCCCAGCGGGAGUACUCCCCCCAGAGGUCCCCCCCCCAAGAGCCGAUGAUUCAGCUAACACAGGAGGCUUUGCUAGCCUUGAUUCGAGAUGCGUCCACGCGAGCUGCGGCUCAAGCCGUGGCCCAAUUUGUGGCGCAACAACCAGUGAACCCGCCCCCUCCUUCCCCUCGCAAAAGUCGAGAACUAUCCUCGGCUCCCGAGGAGGAGGAGCAGAGGCGAGAGGAAGUAAACAGUCGGAUUUCUAGACCAGAAGUAGUACAAACUCACGACCGGAAUCUCCCUCACCGAGAAUCUUCCGCCCCCCCACCAACGCGGGGAGCCGAAGAUUCCUACUUGCCUUUGGCUGUGGCGCCUCCGAGACGAAGCCCAUUUGCCUCCCAUAUUCUAGCCGAGGCGCUCCCAGCCGGUCUCAAGGUGUCGAAUCUACCGGAAUAUGACGGGGCAGGAGACCCCCAAGAACACUUAGACAAGUUCUAUGCCAAGAUUGACUGGUAUGAUCUGAGUGAUGCCGCGUACUGUAAAGUCUUUCGCACUACACUUUCGAAGCGUGCGUUGGCUUGGUUCAACCAACUGCCCGCUGGAACUAUUUCCAGCCUCGAGCAGUUGGUUCAGCGUUUUUUGCACCAUUUCUCAAUGAACAAAAAGAUCCCAAAAACAGCGGCGUACCUGUUCACUGUUCGCCAGAGGGAAGGCGAGACCCUGAGAGACUUCAUGCAAAGAUUCAUAGAUGCAGUUCAUGAGGUCCCUCACGUCAAUCAAGAGUUAUUAGCUAGUAUCGUGCAGCAGAAUUUGCAACCGGGAAGAUUCAAGGAAUCUAUAGCCGGUAAACCCCCUAGCACUAUGGAGGACUUGAUUGUGCGUUCACAGAAAUACAUCCGCGUAGAGGAGUCGAACGCGAUGGAUCCUUCCUUCAACAACAAGAGGAAGGGUCGGAAGGAAGAGAAAGAGCCGAAGAAGAAGGAGGAACGCAAACAUGUACCUCCAGCUGGUUUCGCCCGCUACACCCCUUUGAAUGCCCCCAGAGGAGAGAUAUUAGUCGAACCGAAGCACCAACCCCGGGACUCAACCCCCAAACAAGCCGGGAACGGCGACAACCUCCCCACAGCAGGGGUCAUCGCCGUGAUUUCGGGUGGCCCUGCUGGGGGCGACUCGGCCAAUGCUAGGAGGGCCCUCACUCGAGCAGCUAGGGGGAGUCACGCGCAAACCCCUAUCCAAGUUCACACCAUCAGAUCGCUGCAAGAGGAUGAGAUCUCAUUCGGUCAACAGGACUUAGACCCUACGAGAAAUCAGAACAAUGACGCCCUGGUCAUCUCCGCCACAAUAUCUAACUUCUGGGUCAAGAAAAUCUUGGUGGAUAGUGGAAGUUCCGCUGAUAUUAUAUUCUACGAUGCAUAUGUCCAGUUAGGGAUUGAUAAUGCACAACUUCGGAAGGUCAAUACUCCUCUCACGGGUUUUAGCGGGGACAUGAUCCAACCAAUGGGGGAGGUGAUGCUGCCACUAUCCCUCGGUUCUCUUCCAAAAAGAUCCACGAAAUUAGUGAAGUUCCUCGUGGUGAAAGCCCCAUCCGCUUACAACGUCAUCUUGGGAAGACCGAGCCUGAACCUCUUCCGAGCAAUAGCAUCUACCUACCAACGGAAAUGUGUCGGCCUACUGAAGAGAGUUUAA
This is a messenger RNA of Sesamum indicum (sesame), 1707 nucleotides long. The record is from RefSeq and is a predicted model, not a curated record. Lineage: Eukaryota; Viridiplantae; Streptophyta; Magnoliopsida; Lamiales; Pedaliaceae.